This is a messenger RNA of Hermetia illucens (black soldier fly), 1955 nucleotides long. Its product is annotated as glutathione S-transferase C-terminal domain-containing protein homolog. The record is from RefSeq and is a predicted model, not a curated record. Bases 26 to 1849 code for a protein of 607 amino acids. The transcript has a single exon. Lineage: Eukaryota; Metazoa; Arthropoda; Insecta; Diptera; Stratiomyidae.
UUGAAUCAGAACAGCUAACAUAAAGAUGACUGGGAAACUCUAUAUUGAAAUCCACACUAACCGCAGCAACGGCGACGCGACCGACAAACAAGUAUCAAUCGAAUCAUAUGUAGCACUGUAUGUCUAUGAAUUUUGCGAUAAACCAUCCAGUAUUGAACUAAAUUUUGUGGAACAUAACGAAGACUCGAGAACGGACGACUUUCCAUUAAUGUUAAAUAUCGACCAAUUCCAGUACAAGCAAAUAAAAUUAGAUCGAGACAAUCAUGAGGUGAGUGACCUAAAAAUGCCCAUGUUUGUGAAGGAGAGCACGUCAAUUGCAGGUCUCUGCGCUGUUUGUCGAGAAAUUGUAUCAGAGUAUUGUGGUGAGAAAAAUCGCCAAGAGUUGCUUGGUUUUAAGGGAUCUUGCUUAUUGGCACCGGCCGAAUGCUCGAUCUGGACGAAAUUCUGCGAAAUCGAUAUAAUCGAUGCGUUCAAAACGAUUCAGAAGAUGAGUUUUGAAAACGAUGGCGCGUUGAAUAACGAGCUGGUUAUUCCGUAUGCAUUUUCGAGAUUCGAAACGCAUAUGUCUCAGCCAGUACGUAUUCAUAAUAUUUACAAAUUAGCUCGUGAUAAGGCGAACGGAUUAACAGAACUACCAGGAAGCAACGAAUUGGACAAAGGUGAUGGACAAUUGAAGAAAUCCAAAGUGUUCAUUAAAAGUAGUGUCCCGAUAAAGGACUUGAAUAUUGACCAUCAUUUUGCCGAAGGUUGCUUUAUAACCCUAGCAGAUGUCAUUUUAUAUGCCUGCUAUUCGUUAUGCUUUACUCAAAUGUCCGCUAUAAAUAAAUUGCGGGAAACUAUUCCACUAACCUUUAACUGGUUCGAAAAUGUAACCAAAAAAGACGAAGCUUUCAAAACUACAUUUGAGUCCAUUCUCCUCCUUACACCGAAAAAGGACUCUGAAGAAAAUCCAAACAUUUCAUAUACAAAAGAAGAAACCGAAAAUUGUAGCCUGUACAAAAGCGAUCCAAAGCGCUACAAACCGAGAGAUCGUAUUUAUACCAAACAAGAUUGUGUUGAAGAGAGCUUAGAACAAUUUUCGCGACUCAAUAUAUCUGCUACUAGUGAAACUGGCAAGCAUUUCAACGAAGUCGAUUUAGAUUGCGAUGCUAUGUUCUUCGAUUCAUAUCCAGAAGUUGGGGACCUGCCAGAGAAGCGUAUAGUCCGAAAAAAGCAGCAACUUGAAAAUCUGGCGAAUGCCGUAAUCUCAAUCGCUAAGAAAGGAGAUCGGAUUGUUGACUUUUGUAGCGGAUCCGGACAUUUGGGAAUUAUUCUCGCCGCUAUGCUUCCCAAGUGCCACAUAAUUUUCCUCGAAAAUAAAGCAAUAUCGCUAAAACGUGCUCGAGAUAGAGCUGAAAAGUUGAACUUGAAAAAUUGUUCUUUCUAUCAAAGCAAUCUUGAUUACUUUAUCGGAAAAUUUGAUGUGGGAACGUCAUUGCAUGCGUGCGGCACGGCAACGGAUAUUGUUAUUUGGCAGUGCAUUCGCAAUCGAGCUAAGUUUGUGUGUUGCCCAUGCUGUUAUGGGUCGGUUACUUCGAUGCCUCAUAUUUCGUAUCCUCGUAGUAAAACUUUCAAUACAAUUAUGGACGAGAAGAAAUAUCUGUAUAUUGCACAUGCCGCCGAUCAGGCGCAUAAUGCUGAGAAGACUGAAUGCAAUCGAGAAAAAAGUGUGCAAGGACAAUAUUGUAUGGAUAUCAUCGACACCGAUCGGAAGCUUAUGGCUGAAGAGGCAGGCUAUAAUGUUAUUCUGACGCGACUGCAACCUGAGGAUUGCACGCCGAAAAAUCGCUUGUUGUUAGGCAUAAUUUGAAAAUUUUUCUAGUGAUAUUUUUAAGAUUGAAAAUAGAUUAUUGUGAGAAAAAAAUCGUUAUAAAAUAAAUGUAAAAAAAAAACCAAUAAAACUUGUUAACUAUUUA